AUGGCCGAUUCCAUAAUCUCCAUUCCCGAUGUUAUCAGGCUGACUGCUAAGGUCGCCAAAAGCUUUGUGGAGUACGGGAGACAGGUCAAGGAUGCCCCCAGGCUAAUUAUGAAUAUCCACUUAGAGGUCAAUGCUCUAAAGACCAUCCUGGAGACUCUUUACAUGACUCUAGGUGAUAAUGAGGGGUCUACCCAGAGGGCAGGGCUUUCCGAUUCCCUAAACCAGUGCAAGCGAAUAUUGAACGAGCUUCAGUUGUUGGUGUUACCGGAAGUAGAAACAGAGUCUGACGAGGAAGAGCUCCCCGACAAGAAGACACCACGGAAUACGCAGAAUCCUUUUCGUAGAUUUGGACACGGAAGAGCAACACCCGCACCAUCUCGUCACCAGCAUAAUGAAAGCUCCAAAGUAGACCACCUGCUAUCUUUGAUGCAGACCCAGAUCGGCCCCGAGCACCAUCUCGCACAGCCCGAGCCACAUAUCUUCAACAUGAACCAAACCGUUCCUAGAGGGCCAGCACGGUCGCCUCGUAGGCGUCCGAUAAUCAAUCUUUCGACGCGGUUCAAAUGGCCAUUGUUCCAGAAGGGCAAGGCAGAGGAGUUACUAAAACAGCUCGAGAGGCAGAAAACCCAGCUGAGUUUAGCGGUACAGACCGAUAAUGCCAUGAACCUCAACUCUAUCGCCCAUUCCAUAAAGGAUAUUGAGGCUAAUCUUAACGAUAACGAGAAGAGAGCAGUCUUGGCUUGGUUGUGCCCCAGAAUUGACAUGCAUGAGUUCCAUCGUGAACAACACGACAAGCAGGAGGACGAGACAUGCGAAUGGAUAACCACUUCUCGCGGCUGGAAGCAAUGGCUUAACGGAGGCUCAUAUGAGCCCAACGGCUACCGCCGUUUCAUAUGGAUCUACGGCAUCCCCGGCGCUGGAAAGACGGUUUUGGCAUCGUUUCUCAUCGAUAGUGUUGCGGUCCAUUGUCGAGCGACGGGAUAUUCAUACUACUAUUGCCACAAUGAACGAAACCAGGAUGAGACAAUCCACUUCCUGCGUUGGGUAGUAGGAGAUUUGAGCCGACAGAUCGAUCGCUUUAUCCCUAAGGAAUUAGAUAAGCUUAGCCAAUCCCAACGUUUCACUAUCGAAGGCCUUAUGGACUGCUUCGCAGCCAUUUCUAGAAAGUUUAAGAGUGAAGGCCGUCGGGUGUACCUAGUGAUCGAUGCCGUGGACGAAAGCAAAAAACCGCGCAAAAGGUUGCUCGACGUGCUGAUCGCAAUGGGCACGGAUAUAACUUAUGAGAACGUCUCAAUAUUGAUGACGAGCCGUGAAGAGGAAGAUAUUGGAGACGCAAUGGCUCAGACUGCGAGCAGCGCACAGCGUUCACUUCCAAGUACGGUCCGUGAUUCAGAUGUCUUAAGCAGUGCCUUUAUGCCUUAUACGUCUAUCACGAUGUCGAAUAGCGAUGUUAUGCGAGCGAUCCAGAAAUACGUUGAGAAGCAGUUUGAACGAAACGCCAAGUUCAGACUGUGGGCGCCAGAUUUUAGGGCAGAGAUAGAGAAAAAGCUGGCGAGAAAUGCUAGAGGAAUGUUCCGAUGGGUUGCAUGCCAGAUCGAUAUUCUCGAACGUAUCUAUAUGGACUCAGACAAGGUGUCGAAAGCACUGGAUGAUUUGCCGGAGACGCUGUUCGACACGUACGAGAGAAUACUCAAAAGCAUACAGUCAGAACAGCACGCAUUCGCUCGCACGGCUCUGGCGCUAAUAUGUAGCAACACCUUCAAGGUCAAGAGCGCCGACGUAUUAGUGCAGGCAUCGCUCCACGAUGUUCGACAUGGCGCAAUGCACAAGUAUGAUGUCGAGACAUUAAAAGACAUUCUCGGCUGUCUAAUCAAGGUAACCAAUUUGAGGAAAAGGCCUCAGUCCAAGCUCAGACGUGACGAUGAUUCUCCCCUUCAGAAAGUUGCCGUCGCUCAUUAUACCGUCAGGGAGUUCCUCUUUGCGAAAUCAAAAAAAGAUGGGGAACCAAGACCGGCCGGCGAAUUUGCUCUGUCGGAUGGUAGUAUCCGCGUACUAGAGACACAGGUCGUGUUUAAUGGUUUGCUGCAAUGGGGGAGAAAUCGUCCUCCAAACUCACGAUUUCCCACUCGCUAUGAGGAACACUGCCUGGAAAUGAGUGAAUGGGCCAUGCGAGGAGCCCGGCAAAACUUGCUCAUCAAGAAUCAUGGCGUAUGGGAAUCAGUAGUGCAGUGCUUGAUCCCUGGCAGACCACACAUCAAAGCCAUUACAAAUUCAAAUCUCCGUAAACACUUUCCACGGUGGGCAAAGCUGAGUGCACUCGAUGAGCUGUCACCGGUACAACAGCCUCAGGCAGCUCCUAAUAGGCGGUUCCGACAAGAGACGGGUAUUUUGGCGAGCCUCAUCUUGCUCAAUUGGCCGGAAUUUGCGCAAAAAUACCUCAAGGACGCCAAUUUCCAGGUCUUAUCACCCGAAGCAAAGCAUGCCGUCUGGACGAAUAAAUUCACCAUCAACCAGCUGGAUAAUACGGAUAUUCCACGCACGUUUGAAAAGGGGAAGCCGAUCACACUUCUCCAACUGUGUGUGUCGUGGAAACGUCCCGAGUUCUUAGAGCUCUUCAUUGAUGCCGGAGCGAAUUUUACUCAUGAGCCCGAUAUCAUAUUUACGGCUCUUGAAAAUCCCUGGGGUCUCGAUGAAAUCGAAAGUGAUGCAUCUGUUACCAGCCAGCUCUUAAAGAUGCUCCUCGAAGCAGGCGCGGAUCCUAACCCACCCGGCUAUUUAUAUACGCCUCUUCAAUUUGCGGUACACCACCUCGAAGAAAGCUGGGUCCAGAGUCUGCUUAUUGAGGCCCGCGAUGCCAAUUUAAUCGGGGACCCCAAGGGAAAGGAUCCAUAUAGACUUAAAGACAAGGAGAAAGAUCUUAAGGAGGGAGAAGAUCCUUGGUACAGCUUACAUCCUCUUGAGAUAUGUCGUAGAACGACGCCAGGACCAGACAACGAUGGAUCAGAAGGCCUAAAUAGCAAGGCCAAGAAGCGGAUAGAACAGCUGUUAAUUCAGUACGGGGCAGAAAUUGAGCCCGACGUGAUCGAUGUCUCAUCAGAUAGUCCAGACGAAGGUACCUAA
Messenger RNA from Daldinia decipiens, 3120 nucleotides. RefSeq lists its product as uncharacterized. The record is from RefSeq and is a predicted model, not a curated record. Bases 1 to 3120 code for a protein of 1039 amino acids. The transcript has 4 exons. NCBI's taxonomy places the organism in Eukaryota, Fungi, Ascomycota, Sordariomycetes, Xylariales, Hypoxylaceae.